Messenger RNA from Aptenodytes forsteri (emperor penguin), 1882 nucleotides. Its product is annotated as SH3 domain-binding glutamic acid-rich-like protein. NCBI's taxonomy places the organism in Eukaryota, Metazoa, Chordata, Aves, Sphenisciformes, Spheniscidae. Gene Ontology annotation, cellular component: cytoplasm. The transcript is spliced from 7 exons. The record is from RefSeq and is a predicted model, not a curated record. Bases 227 to 748 code for a protein of 173 amino acids.
UCCUCUACCGGCCCCUCGUCCCAAAAUACCUAAAAGCCAAUGGAGUGGGAAAACCCGGGACCCCGGGCAGAGGGAGAGGCUAAAGCUGCUGGAUUGCUGGGGCGGGGGGCAUCCAUUUAGGACCCGGGUUAGCCCAGGAGCUGCUGAACGCUUGGAUUCCUCUUGGGACUGUGGUGACUUGUGGAUAGCAGGCGUGCUCUGCUGAUUCAUUUUCAUCACCGUCAACAUGGUGAUCAAAGUCUUUGUAGCCACAUCUUCAGGGUCUACAGCGAUCAAAAAGAAACAGCAAGAAGUAGUCGGCUUUUUAGAGGCCAACAAGAUUGAUUUUCAGCAAAUGGACAUAGCAGGUGACGAAGACAACAGGAAAUGGAUGAGAGAGAAUGUCCCAGGUGAAAAAAAGCCUCAAAAUGGAAUUCCCCUCCCUCCACAGAUCUUCAACGAGGAGCAGUAUUGUGGGGAUUUUGAAUCCUUUUUCUCUGCUAAAGAAGAAAAUAUUAUUUAUUCAUUCCUGGGUCUUGCUCCUCCUCCGGGCACAAAGGAGACUGAAAAGUCUGAUGCCACGGACGAAACUGAGGCACACACGGAAGACAAGGCAGAUGAAGGGGCUCAUGAAGAGGCUCAGUCUGCUCAGUCACCAUCAGAAGAUCAACAGGAAAGCAAGGAAGAACAUGCAGCAACAGGGGAAGAAGAAGAAAAGCAGGAAGAGGGAGAAGAAAAGGAAGAGGUGGAGAAGCAAGAAGAGUCUUAGUACAGUUCCCUAUGACACAUUCUUUCUUGAACAGGUUUUCAGGAAGCACAAGCUGGAGCAGCCCCGCCAAAGAAAAUAAAAUCACUCACUCAAGCAAACCAUCACUACCUUUCAUGCCUGUAGACAUAUGAACAUAUAAAUACCUAACAGAACGAAGACACCGCACUGUCCUACCUGUGGCCUUUAUAUAUAUAUUUGGUAUUCCAAUUGCUUGUUAAAAUGGGUCUUCUUAUAUCUGACUGAUGAUAUUUCAGUUGAUUGUUAUAUGUUGGCAUAGUAUUGUCCAUGUCACAUUUUAGAUUGUAAGCUCCUCAGGGCAGGAACCAUGUCUUUCUCCAUGUUUAUCUACUGCCAAACACAUGGCUGCCAAUCAGCAGAUACCUGCACCCACAGAAGUGAUGUAUUCAGAGAAAAAUUCUGCACUGAAAACUGCAAAGAGGCUUCUUAUAUAUAAGCUAUGUGAGUCACUUCUCCCUCAGCUGGCUUUUGAAAAUGAUUGAGAUUUGCAUUGUACAGCAGUUUAAAUAAAUGCUUUUUCUGUCAUAUCUGUUCUUUGUCUGCAAAAGUAUUAAUUUAACCCUAGCAAGCUGUGCUAAGAUCUGUGAAGUUAUGUUUUCUCCAUCGUUACGGUUGUAGGCUAUACGAAGUCCUUCACCUUGCCUUACGCUCGUGCUGAUGUUUCUGGUGUUGUGUGUAAGACCCCAACCGUGAGGAUACAUGAUCUGCAUUGAAGGAAAGAGAUGUUCCAGCCUCUUCUACUGAAGCCUUGUCAGUCUUUAUGGAUACAUCCGUAUUCACUGGGCCAGGGAGGCAGAGAAAAUUAAUCCACCUUCACGCCAUAACUGUUGGUUAGAAGUUCACUGAGGAAGAUGGAGCUUAGAUUUCAGUCCCUUGCCCAAUUACUUUUUGUGAAAUUUAUAAAAACUGCUUAUAGAGGAAGGGAGGGGAUGAGAAAUGCUUAUUGCCAAAGUAGCCCAUAGCUUCAUAGACAAAGCAAUCCCCAAAGGAACCACGAGUUUAUGUUUAACUCUGAUCAAGAAGAUGCUGGCUUUUCAAGCUGAGAUCUCCUAUACUGCGAGUGCUUGAACAAUAACCAAACAAAUAAAAUGGAAGAAAAAUUUGUGGAGGUUUCCU